Molecule: messenger RNA, 729 nt
Organism: Vicia villosa (hairy vetch)
Lineage: Eukaryota; Viridiplantae; Streptophyta; Magnoliopsida; Fabales; Fabaceae
Exons: 2
Coding region: 1-729 (242 amino acids)
Source: RefSeq, a predicted model, not a curated record
AUGGUUGGCAAUGAUUUGGUGGAUUUUGAUGCUUUGUCCGCAAAUCGAUCUUUGGCUUCUAAUAAAGUUUGGGAAGCGGUUCAGACCAAGGAGAGAAUUCUUCGACAAAAUACGAGAACCCUUUGGCUUAAGGAGGGUUGGUUGGAGGAUGUCAUUUUGAUAAAGGAUGAGAUUCGUAGUCAUUUUGAAAGAAGAUUCUCUAUAACUUCGUCCUCAAGGCCUGUUCUAGAAGGGGUUGAUUUGGCUUGUUUGUCUUUGGAGGAUUCAAUGGGGUUGGAGGUGCCUUUUUUAGAAGAGGAAAUGAAGGAUGUGAUUUGGAAUUCGGAAGGGGACAAAAGUCCGGGUUCGGAUGGAUUUAGUAUGGGGUUCUACAAGAAGUGUUGGCCAUUUUUUAAGAAAGACAUUAUUGAUUUUGUUAAUGAGUUUUUUGAAUGGGCUACUCUUCCAAAAGGGGUGACGGCUUCCUUUCUCGCUCUUAUUUCAAAGGUUGAUAAUCCUAGUAACUUGGAUGAUUUUAGACCAAUUUGUCUUAUAGGUAGCAUGUAUCGUAUUUUGUCGAAGUUAUUAGCUCAAAGAUUGAAGAAGGUGAUAAGUAAGUUAGUUUCGAAGUGUCAAUCGGCCUUUGUAGCGAGAAGGAAUAUGUUAGAUGGUGUUUUGAUCGUAAAUGAGACUUUGGAUGUAACAAAGAGAGAAAAAAAGAGUUAUAUGAUGGUGAAGGUUGACUUUUAG